Messenger RNA from Medicago truncatula (barrel medic), 2390 nucleotides. Its product is annotated as preprotein translocase subunit SCY2, chloroplastic. Bases 172 to 1815 code for a protein of 547 amino acids. Lineage: Eukaryota; Viridiplantae; Streptophyta; Magnoliopsida; Fabales; Fabaceae. The transcript has 12 exons. The record is from RefSeq and is a predicted model, not a curated record. Gene Ontology annotation, cellular component: membrane. Gene Ontology annotation, biological process: protein transport.
UAACUCUCUCACUAGCACUCAGCACUUGAGAUUCAUUUUCAAGUGCCACUUAAAUUUCAUACAUUAGAUAUAGUAGUGACGUUGGUUUCAAAAACAGAAAAAAAAACAAGAGUGACGUUUUUGGUCUGGAUAGUUUCAGCACUCACUCUAUCACUGUUGCGAAGUCCAGCCAUGGAAGCAACUGCAACGCGAUUCUCCUCAUUCUAUCACUUCCAUCCCCACAAUUUCCAACCCAAACCCAACACGAUUCUCCAUAAAACUAGAAUUUCCAUUUUCACAAGAAAUUCACCUUCGCUUCAACGCAGAAUUUCCGUUAACUUCUCCGACCGACUCCGAACCAAUCAUACGCCGCACAUUCAGACCCCGAUUUUGAGUGAACAACUUGUUCCGGAAACUCGUGGCGGCGAUGGUGAAGCAAUUGUUGCUUCUCCGGGAACCUUAGAGUUCAAACCUAGAAUGUUCAAGAAUAGGUUUCUGAAUUUUGUGCGUUUUGGUUCCGUUAUUAAUGGUGCUGCUGAAACGUUUUUUAAAAGCGAGAUUAGGAGGAGAUUGUUUGUUACUGCUGUGUUAAUUGUGAUUAGUCGUGUUGGUUAUUUUAUUCCUCUUCCUGGGUUUGAUAGAAGGUUGAUACCUAAAGAUUAUAUGAGCUUUGUUUCUGGUUCAUCUGUCGAUGAACUUGGUGACUUCUCCUCUGAGCUGAAGCUGUCUCUUUUCCAGCUUGGAAACAGUCCUCAGAUAAUAGCAUCCAUUAUUAUGCAGGUAUUCUGUCAUGUUGUUCCUUCUCUAGUAAAGUUGCGGAAAGAAGGUUUGGAUGGGCAUGAGAAGAUUAAGAGUUAUAUCUGGUGGAUGUCACUGGGCUUUGCAAUUAUGGAAGCUCUAAUAGUUUCUUGCUACUCACUUCCAUACUCAAUUUACGCUGCUAGUUACAGGUUCAAACAUGUUAUGGUGACAACUUUGUUGUUGGUUUGUGGUGCAAUGACUAUUACAUGGAUAUGUGAUACCAUUUCAGAAUCUGGAUUUGGUCAAGGUUCAUCUCUUUUCAUAUGUGUUGGAAUACUGAUAGGGUAUAUGGAUACAUUACACAAAAUGGUAACUCAACUUUCAGUCAGUGCUGUUAGUUGGUGGCCUUAUGUGCUUGCAGUAUUGGGUCUCUUCACCAUAGUCACUAUGUGGGCAGUUGUAGUAACUGAAGGUUGCAGGAAAGUAAAGCUUCAGUACUAUGGUUUCAAACUUGCUUCUGCUGCAAGGGAGCAAUCACCUAUUACUGAAGUGGAGCCAUAUAUUCCUUUCAAUAUAAAUCCAGCAGGGAUGCAGCCUGUUUUGACCACUUCGUACCUCUUGGCCUUUCCAAGCAUUGUCGCUGGUUUGCUUGGGUCACCUUUUUGGGAGCAUGUGAAGGAAAUGUUGAAUCCUGACACUUCUGUUGGUGCUGAACCGUGGGUCUACUAUUCCAUAUAUGCCUUCUUUGUCUUCCUUUUCAAUAUAUUUGAUAUUGCUAACUUGCCAAAGGAAAUUGCUGAUUACUUGAACAAGAUGGGUGCAAGAAUACCAAAUAUUAAGCCUGGGAAGGCUACGAUAGAAUACCUCUCAAAGGUUCAGGCUUCCACGCGAUUUUGGGGGGGUCUAUUGUUAAGUGUUUUGGCCACUACUUCAAGUGUUCUCGAUCACUAUUUACGGCGUACCAAUGCUGGAUUUGCCAUUGGUUUUACAUCAGUUCUAAUUAUUGUUGGUUCCAUUAUUGAACUUAGAAGAUCGUAUCAAGCAUAUAAUGUGAUGCCAGGCUUAAGCAAUGCUUUGAAACGCUAUGGUGUAUAACUUCUGAAAAGCCAUGCUAUCAUUCCUGCUUUCGUCAGCAUCCUUAUUGUGCAGAUUUUCCAAUAUAAUUGAUCAGGACUGCUAGUAUUUCCAACAAGCUUGGAUUUUUGGGGAAUUAAAUCUGGUUUUUAGGUCUUUUAGUAUUGAGGUCCAUUAAGCAUUGCUAGUAAUCUGGUGCAAAAUGCUGCAUAUCAAUGCGUGCAAGCUACCGAUUCAAAAGCCUCAUUUUCUGAUUUCUUUCAGAAGGAACUUAUUUUGAUGAUUUUAGGAAAGUAUUUAGCUAGGUUAUAGUUUUAGCUGCAGCUGAUAUUUGUAAAAGAAAUUUUGUUAUAGAUACUAUGUGUAAUGUAAAAACGAGGUUAUGUAGGAGAUUAAACACCUUAAAGUGGCCUUUAAUCUCUCCAGAAAAGGGCCUUGGUGGUAGGCAUUAGUAAUAUUGUAACCAAAGAGAGACAUGCCAUUUGAUUUUUAAGUUGUAUGUUAUCUGCAUGUAUAGUGAUUGGUGAAACCCUUCGAGCACGGUCCAAAUGGUGCAACGGAAGAGCGUAAUAACUAAUGAAUAAUGAUCCCCUAAA